AUGGCAGAUGCAGUGGCGGCCGAGUCUACUCCAGCAGUACCGGACUACCUCGCUUCACCGAACGCGGUCUUCGCGGACGAAGGUGUCCAAUGGCGAUACGGCAGAGCUCCAGACUACUCGAAAACUCGCAAGGUCUGGGAAGAGGGAAAGAAGUCGAAUCACGUCGCAGGUAGUCUACCUCAGCUCGUCGAGAACCUCGUCAAGAACUGGGAAGUUGAAGCCUCCUUCAAACCUCGACUCUCGGACUGGCGGACGAUCGACCAUGAUAACUACACCUUUGCCAUGAAUGGAGGAAGUCCGCAAUCUGCGGAGCACAUGCUGAAGGUUGGCACAUACAAUGCGAUCAUCGAGCCCAAUGAGUACUAUGAUCCGAACAACUCCGACUUCGCGUCCAGCCACAAGACCUUCAAGCGCAUGAUGCCAACGUUCGCGUGGGAAGUGAUGGAAGUGUACAGCGGACCGCCUGUGGUGGCCUUCAAAUGGCGGCAUUGGGGAACCAUGAAGAACGACUAUGUCGGCUUCAACAACAAGGGAGAAAAGGUCACUGCCAAAGCACACGGUGGGCCAAUCGAGAUCUUCGGCAUCACAAUCGCCAAGGUCGAUGACAAGGUCCGUCUGCAAGCCAUCGACACCUGGAUGGAUCCUCUGGCCAUGUUCCGACAGAUUGCACCGCAUGGCAUCGUCAACAAGGAAUCCAUGAACCGCAAGGCGGAGAAGGCUGAUGCGCUUGAUGAUGGUCCUGGCCACAAUGGCAUCAAUAUAGCUGAGGAGCACAAAUCUGGCGACUCGACGUCGAACGUCGACCAGGCUGCGGGAGCGGACAUUCCCAAGCACGUCUCGAACAAGACUGGGGAGUUCGCGGACUCUCCUGUCCCGCAGAUGGGAGCUUGUCCAUUCAUUGCAAGGAAUGGCAUGCUUUCGUCCGAGUCUGUUCCUGCCGACCACCCUGCCGUCCCGAGUACAAAUGGCACGAAUACGACCAGUCUUACCAAUGGUUCUAACGGACUAGACGCCACUCCUCUUGAAGACAUGAAUGGCUUGAACGAGCACGAUCGGCCUGGAUCUUUGCAAACUCCAACCCAGGCAUCCUUCUCCAAGUCUGAAGACACGGACCAAGCGCAAACAGCAGAGGUGACUACUAAGUACGACGAUGCUCCGAAUGGGAGUGAUCAAGAGGGUCCGCUGCAGACUCCACGACGUGCUUCAUCGUCUGAGCCUACAGAGUGGUACAUGAUACCGAGGGAUGUUGACAUGACCCAGCCAAGUGAUGCAAACGGCGGCCAUCCUGAAGUGAGCAACGCAGCAGUGACCGCCGGUUCGUUGGACGGAGUUGCCAGCAUGGACAUCGACGCUACGCCUUCAACCACCGCUCAGCAAGAUCUUCUGGAUGCCAACACCAGCGCUGCAACAAGCCUUCCGAUUCCCGAAGCCGGAAGUGCCACCACUCUGGCCGCUGAUCAACAGCCCCCAAAGCGUGCAGCCGAGGACAGCAUCCCACGCUCUAUCUACUCCUCAGCAGUCACAGGCAAUGUUGAGGACGUAAUCAAAGUAGCCAGAAACGGCGACUAUGCUGACGAGUCCGUCAUGACGGGAACAUACGACGCAGUUGACAAGCAUCUGGAGAGCCCCGCUGAUCAUGUCCAUCGACACCCGAAGACGAUGGAGGAAGUGGUGAAGCCCGAUCCUGGCGAAGCUGUUGCUGUGUCGGGGAAGAGUGAGGAGACUCGGCAGACGUACCAGGAGAUGAGCGAUAUCAAGCCAGAGGAGAAGGAGAUGAUCAUGAACCGGGAGUGA
Messenger RNA from Saxophila tyrrhenica, 1794 nucleotides. RefSeq lists its product as uncharacterized. The record is from RefSeq and is a predicted model, not a curated record. The coding region runs from base 1 to 1794 and encodes 597 amino acids. NCBI's taxonomy places the organism in Eukaryota, Fungi, Ascomycota, Dothideomycetes, Mycosphaerellales, Extremaceae. The transcript has 4 exons.